AUGCAGGCCAAGUUCACUCUCCUUGCGGUCCUUGCCGCUGUGGCCUCGGCCGCCGUCACCGGCGAGAGGGGCCGCUUGGGCUGUGGUACUCACGAGCCCACCCCUGAGCAAAUUGAGAUCGCCAAGCAGCUCGCCGAGCAGGAGGCUGCUGCCGCCAAUGCCACCAGCGGCGAGUUCAGCUUGGCUGCCGCGGCCACCAUCAACGUCAACACCUACUUCCACGUUGUUGCUUCCUCCCAGACCGUGGCCAACGGCUACAUCACUGACAAGAUGCUGUCUGACCAGCUGGCCGUCAUGAACCGGGACUUUGCCCCCCACGGCAUCGCCUUCAACCUGGUCCAGACCACGCGCACCAUCAACCCGACCUGGGCCCAGGACGGCAACGAGAUGGCCAUGAAGCGCGCGCUCCGCAAGGGCACCUACAAGGACCUGAACCUGUACUUUGUGCGCCGGGUCACCGACGAUGCCUUCGGCUACUGCUACUUCCCCACCAACGCCGCCGCCGGAUCCACCGCCUUCAUCCAGGACGGCUGCACCAUCCUCUCCUCCACCGUCCCCGGCGGCAGCACGACCAACUACAACCUCGGCAAGACCGUCACCCACGAGGUUGGCCACUGGUUCGGCCUCUUCCACACCUUCCAGGGCGGCUGCAACGGCGGCGACUCCAUCGCCGACACCCCGGCCCAGGCCAGCUUCUCCACCGGAUGCCCCACCGGCCGUGACUCUUGCCCCAGCCUGGCCGGCCUCGACCCCAUCCACAACUACAUGGACUACUCUUACGACUCUUGCUACGAGGAGUUCACCCCCAACCAGCAGACUCGCAUGUACAGCUUCUGGAACCAGUACCGCGCUUCGGCUUAA
Molecule: messenger RNA, 861 nt
Organism: Colletotrichum higginsianum IMI 349063
Lineage: Eukaryota; Fungi; Ascomycota; Sordariomycetes; Glomerellales; Glomerellaceae
Product: Metalloprotease
Exons: 3
Coding region: 1-861 (286 amino acids)
Molecular function (GO): metallopeptidase activity
Source: RefSeq, a predicted model, not a curated record